AUGUUGACCACUAAUUACGGGUGGUGUCAUAUCUGCCUAGCCAUCCCUAUAUUUGUAACUUACCGAAAUGAGCUUAAGUAUUAUCCCCCUUCUCCCUUCGUUGCAGAAUUCUACGAGCUCAUGUCGAAGGUGGGCGAACUGAACUCCCGACUGACCUCCAAAAACCGCGCCACAGUAAUCUCCACCAGGGGAAAACAGGUUACUGCAUUCGAGGUGGCCUCAAUUCAAGAGGCUCUGAGCCUCAUCAACUCUUCAUCCCGAGCUGCCGGAAUAAUGCCCUGCCCUAUUGACAAUUGGAUGGAACAGCAACAGCAACAUCAACGUCUUCCUGUCAAACAGUCACACCUCGUUCGAGGUGCGGUUUCACUUCGCUAUCCACUUGGAGUAACUCAGCUGCGGUCUCCUCUUCCUCCCGUCAAACCAUCUGCUGUUGCUGAAGCACCCCUUCCUCCCUCCACUUCCUCCUCCUCCCCAUCCUCCUCGGGACUCACCCGCUCCUCCUCGCAGCCAGAUUUAACCAUUGCCGGGGUUAGUGGCAGGAGCAGAAGCGACCAGCUACAAGGCGAGGCACCCUUAUGGUCUGGUGCCUCCUCUGCAGUAGCAGGGAUGGGUGAGGCCGGUGGGCUGUCGGUGAUCCGUGUGUGGCGCUCACUAGGCGCGGAAGCGAAGGACCAAGUGAGCAAACUAGUGCCCGUCCACCAGCGCACCACAGCGCGUACUGCCGUUCGUCUUGCUGCGCAGGAAUUCAACAUUGAUCUCGACGAUGUUGUCUCACUAUUCUGUCUCUGUUUAGUCACUGUGGACGAGGGACCCAUCAUGAAGCAGAGUCGGAUCGCAGACAACACGGACGACUUGGCUAACCGCAUCGCAUUGAACUCGCGUUACUACCUUAAGCCCAAUCGCGUGUCCGAUGUCCUUAUUACCGACGAGGUGGCCAAGGGCAUUUACCAAGAGAGUCGCGUCUCCCUCUCCCAACUCUCACCGGAGGAGGUCGCCAUCCAAUUAACAUUGGAUGAUUUUUCUGUUUUUCGUUCCAUCGAAGCCGCAGAAUUCGUCGACAAGGUGUUUGGUCUCACCUCCUCAGCCUCUUCUGCUCCUGAUGGUUGUAGCAGUAAUAGCAACGAGAAUAUCGACAGUAGCGGUGGGGGCGGAUUCGCAACAGGUUGUGGCAAUCUGGACGCCUUCACGGACUUGGUCAACAAAGAAGCUUACUGGGUACCCUCGGAGUUGUGCGCUGAAACUAGUCUCCCCAAACGCGUUGAUAUGCUCAAAAGAUUCAUCAAGAUAGCAAAGCUGUGCAGAGAUCUGCGAAAUUUCAAUACUAUGUUCUGCAUCCUCGUGGGGCUGCAUAUGUCGCCAGUGGAACGUCUACGGCAGACUUGGGAGCGGCUGCCCAAUAAAUAUGUCAAAAUGAGCCGCGACCUUGCUGUACGUCCUUCGUCUGUUCGUCUCUUUGUCUGUUACGUGUUAACUGUCUACUUGUCUACAAUGCUGCAGUUGGUGUUGGACCCUUCACGAAACUUUGCGCACUACCGCAACCUACUCAACUCGCCGUCGCAUUCGCCGCAAACAGGAGCGCAAUGUCUUCCCCUCGUACCUUAUCUACCAUUGGUAUUAAAAGACCUAACCUUCAUUCACAUAGGCAACCCAUCGCGCAGUCCCGCCACCUCCUCCUCCUCGUCCGCCUGCCCGCAGCUCAUCAACUUUGCCAAACUGCGCAUGUUUGCCAAGGAGAUACGUUCUUUGCGUCGAAUGUGUGACAUUGAGUAUGACCUCCCAUUGGCGCAACGUCUCCUCCAAUCAGGAGGUACUUCGAAUAAAUUCCCUUUUUUGUUGGCUUCCGGCGGCAUCACUGGUGGUGCCGCCACGAUUGAUAUUUCAUCACCACAACAACAGCAACCACCACCGACUUCCUCUGUUUCCAACAUUUCCACUGUUUCCACAUCUUCUGCCACCGAUUCUGCAAACGGUCAAGGCUCACAUGUACAAUUGAAGAAGCCCACUGAUGGAAGUGUUGCCUCAUUGAUGAGCGGUGCCACAUCCCUCCUCUUAUCCACUGCCUCCGGUGCUGGCUCUUCACCAACUCGGGUGACAGUAUCGAAUUUAGGCGGAAGUGCUUGGGGUGGGAUCAAAAAAGCCAAAAUUAAGGCAUUGUAUUCGGCUUGGCAGAUGCGCUUGCGGGUACGUACCUAUAUGUCGGCUUUACGGGUAACUGAAGACGUGGAUCGGUUAUCUCAGCUUUCAUAUCGGGUGGAAUCGGGGGGCACAACCUCCAAGGAAGCCACUCCAACCCCUGCACCUUCUUUGAACCCACCACCGCCAUCCACGACAGUGAUAGGUGGGAAAUCCACUUUUUUGACUGAAUCUCCUCCUCCAAAGUCUCAUCUGCCGCCGACACCACCACAAGGAGCCAUUAUUUCAACAUCUGCACCCAUGGUUCCCACAUCAAGCGCAACCGCUACAAUAUCUUCUCACCGCUCUAUCUUUGGUAACCAGUCGAUCGAGGAUGCACGGAAACUCAUCGCUCUGCAGGAGCGAACCUCCCGUCGCCGUAUGAGAAUGUGCGCUGUUCCGACGUAUUCUCCGCAGCAACAGUAUCAUCAUCACCAGCAUCUGUUGUACCCACAACAGUACUGUCAUCAUGGCGUACACUAUCAGCAUUACCUUCCUAAUGGCAUGUCCGCUUACACAUCUGGAGAUCAGAGGAUUGGUCAGAAGGGCAGAUACUUGUCUCCUGCCACGGCCAAUGUUUAUCACCUCCAGCUUCAUCAGCAACAUCAACAAUACCGCCAGCACCAACAGCAGCAAGCGUCAGCGAUGGCUGCAGCGCAGUGGGUGGCGCGCCAGCAACAGAUGGCUUUACCAAACCAUCAGCGAAGUAGAUUUCACUCACCACCACCACCUCCUCCUCCACCACCACCGCCACCUCAGCACUCGAUGCCAACCAAACAGCCGCCAACGUAUGAUUAUGCUAUGGCGUUGAAGAUACAGCAGCAACAGCAACAACAACAGAUGCGGAGUGUUGGUGGAUUUGUACGAAGAUCUAGCGAACCGCCCCCGCGUGGUGGUGUGCCAGGGCCGCCAGGGAUCACAUCACCGGCUCUGACUCAUCGACACCCUUCACCUCAGGGUGCUAUGCAAAGACCACCUCUUCCCUCCUAUCACGAGGUUGUGGCAAUGAAACAACAACAGCAACAUCAACAGCACUUGGGCGCCAAUGUUCAGCCUGUGCCACGCGGACAAGGUUCCUAUUAA
Messenger RNA from Hydatigera taeniaeformis, 3255 nucleotides. Lineage: Eukaryota; Metazoa; Platyhelminthes; Cestoda; Cyclophyllidea; Taeniidae. The record is from the annotation of a GenBank genome assembly.